GCCGUCUGUGUCUCCCUCUGUGAUCUCAGGCUGUGAUGGCGGAGGUGGACGACACCGACAUCAUGAUGAACUACCAGGGUGAUUUCUUAAAAGGCGGCCGGAAAAGCUGCCGCUACCCGUACUGCAUUGUCUGGACACCUAUUCCCAUUUUAUCGUGGGUGCUCCCCUUCAUCGGUCACAUGGGCAUCUGCACCUCUUCAGGGGUCAUACGAGACUUUGCGGGAUCCUACUUUGUCUCGGAGGACAACAUGGGGUUUGGUCGACCCACAAAGUAUUGGAGGCUUGACGUGGAUAAAGUCUGUGGGAAUGGUGCCGCAACGUGGGACCAAGCGGUGCACGAUGCAUCUGAGGAAUACAAAUGCAGGCCGCACAACCUGUGCCUGGAUAACUGUCAUUCCCACGUUGCUAUGGCUUUAAACCUGAUGCGAUACGACAACAGCUCGUCCUGGAACAUGGUGAACCUCUGUGUGCUGUCCUUCAUUCAUGGGAAACAUGUGAGCUGGGCAGCCGUCCUGAAGACCUGGCUGCCCUUCGUCAUGCUCUGCGGGGUCAUCGCCAUGUUCAUCCUGACGCUCAACCUACAGUAAUGGAGGGAGCGGCGCCGGCAGAGGGCUUUGCUUGUACUGUAUACAUUGUCUUUGACACGGGUGGCGUGUGUUUUGAUAGGACAUUUGUCAGUACAACAAAACAUCAAAUGAGUCACUCAUUACGUUUAAUUUAGCAACCUUGCUUGCUUGUAGUUGUUAAAAGACAUGUUUCAUUAUUUUUUACAGCUCUUCCUUGUCGUUUUUAUGGAGGCUUGUAGUUCCCAGGGCUUUUAUUCAAUUAAAUUUCAUGAAGUAUUUACUAAAGGAAAGGGGUAAAAAAAUGAAAAUGCAGCCAAAAGUUGCAGAAGUGUUAAUCUGGGACCUCAAACGCGGGCAUCGGCACCAAACACAGCGUCCACCUGCUGCAAAAACAGUGAUCCCAAAAUCUACGGCUGGAAUUUGGAUUCAUAAAGCUAAGAAAUACACGGCGGUUCAUCCAACGAGCCGGGGGAAGUCAGGAGAAAUCGAGCAGUUGUUCGGAGACCUACCAAACAGGCACCGUCCUGAGGGAUCUAAAGGAUCUCUGAUGGCCUGGUCUACCUGUGAUUCACUACGGACGUAGGCGGCCGCUUGUGGCAGGAAAUGUCAUUUGAAAGACUAGAAUUCUGGAAGCAUUCAGAUAAAAUGUUGAGAUUUCCGCUCCAGGUCUGUCCAGCAUUGUUCCUUGGAUGUGCACAGGCAUGUGUUGGCAUGUUGCUCCAAAAAAAAAAAAAAAAAAAAAA
This is a messenger RNA of Fundulus heteroclitus (mummichog), 1309 nucleotides long. RefSeq names its product transmembrane protein 222. The coding region runs from base 36 to 587 and encodes 183 amino acids. The record is from RefSeq and is a predicted model, not a curated record. Lineage: Eukaryota; Metazoa; Chordata; Actinopteri; Cyprinodontiformes; Fundulidae. The transcript has 6 exons.